Molecule: messenger RNA, 1121 nt
Organism: Hymenoscyphus albidus
Lineage: Eukaryota; Fungi; Ascomycota; Leotiomycetes; Helotiales; Helotiaceae
Source: the annotation of a GenBank genome assembly
CAUACUUGUGCCACCGCAGACAGGCAUGCGAUUAUGUACUCGAGAAAUCUAACACCACCUCGACUACCUCUAAUUUCUAAACUUUCGACAACAACGUGAGAUCGUUAUCUCUACUUCAAUCCAAUGUCGCAACCAAAUGCUAACGCGGCUGUUCCUUUCAAGCCAUUCACUAAAGCAGAGCGUAUUCAGCAACUCAACGAUAUAGACAAGGUGGGGUCAAGAAUGACGGCGCCUCUCCCAUGUGCUAAUAAAAGGUUGAUAGAGUAUAACACAACUUCUCCAAUCAGCUGGUCAAGCACUGCAGGUCUUGAGUCAUGCGACGACCGAUCCCGCGCGCGAAGAAUCAUUCAUGAAAGCAUCCAAUGAAUACUUUAAAAAUCUCCAGGAGGUUGACGUCGGACUGAAACGACAAAUCUGGGGUUUGGAAGAGGCCGAAAUCAUACCCGCAGAAAAGGCAAAGGCGAAGCUAAAGGAGGAACAAAUCUUCAAGCAGAUGGGCGGGAAUAAGGCUACACAAUCAGCGGAACCUCCACCGAUUGAAGGAGGAAUGGGCAAGCUAGAUAUUGGCUGGUUGAAUAGUAGGGGUGGGCAAGUGGAGAGAGAUAUGGAGGCAGAGUUGUGGGCAAAGGCGAGGGGGUUCCUCGAAGGCAAUGAGACGAAUGGUUCAGCAAAGGGCAAGGUGGAUGGUGAUGGGGAUCUCGCCAUGGAGAGUUGAGAUUCGAUGUGUCAGAAUUUCCACACCACACGCAGAAGAGAAGAAUUUCUAGGGAGAGGGUCAUACGCAUUUUAUUGCGAGAGUGCUCAGCACGGGAGACCUGAGAUGGCAAUCCAGAUUCCAAGAAAGCCCACCAUGGAAUCCAUUAGAACUGAUCUGGUCAUGAGAAGUCCUCAAAAUACCUAGGUUCUAGCUAUUUCAUAGCCGGGGGCAUAGGGAAAUACCUACAGACUGCACCUGGCACUCGUAAAUGGAAAUAAGUCUGCAGCAAAUAAGUGCCAAUAAACGUGUGUUGGCUCAAAAACCUGUGAACGUGUGGUAAAAUUGAAGCAGAGGGUAUUGUACUUUUAUUUACUUGGCAAAGUUUGUUUGGAGUACUCGAGUAUCUAUAGUAUUGUAACUGAGC